Caenorhabditis remanei is the source of this 849-nucleotide messenger RNA. RefSeq lists its product as uncharacterized. The transcript has 3 exons. The record is from RefSeq and is a predicted model, not a curated record. Bases 1 to 849 code for a protein of 282 amino acids. Lineage: Eukaryota; Metazoa; Nematoda; Chromadorea; Rhabditida; Rhabditidae.
AUGGCUCCACCUCGAAGAUCAAUAUUCAUUUUUGAGAAUGUGGACAUUCCAGAACAAAUAGAAGAAAUGCGACGAUAUGAGCAAGAAAUGAAGGAUCGUGCUUUAGCUGAGAGUAUUCAACGAGGAGAGCUCAUGGGCACUGAAGAUGACGACGAAGAGAUCGUCGCGGCUCCAGCUACACCUCAAGUUCCAAAUGACGCCCUUGUCGAUGUCGAUGAUUCCGAUGAAUCGCUCGUUGAUGCUCCGAUUCCAGCGCCUGUGCAAACGCCGCCACCAGUUGAGAUCCGGCGUAGUCAGAGAAACUCUGUCGUUAUCGAUUUGACCAAUGAUUCUCCACCAGGACCAAUUCGAAAUCCACGUAGUAGACGUUCCCCACUUACUAGACUUACUCAACAACCUCACCCUUACAUAAUUUCAUCGAGAGUGCAAUUGGCUUCAACGAGCCAAAGCGUUUCUAUUAUUGACCAUCGUGUGAACGGAGACAACAAUGAAAUCGUUGCUGAACCGCAGUUUCCAAGUGACAGCAGCCAACCGAGUACAUCUCGUGGAAUCACCCACUCGCCUAUUCGAAUUGGCACUCCAGUUACGACCUGGGGAGAAUGUUUAAUGUGUUUCGAUAGUCCGAUUGAACCACAAGGAUGUAAUAAAUGUCAUCAAAUUUUGGGUUGUAAAACAUGUGUCGAGAAUUGGUAUCAAUCUUCCGGAUGUCCGUCGUGUCCACUGUGUCGUCGCAAAUGGCAUCGCAAGCCUGAUGUCUCUCGUAUGGAUUUGGUGGCUAGGCGACGCAAUACUAAGAAUUCUCGUCGAUCUCAACGUGUACAUCGUUCUGUACCUGUCGCUGCUGAGUAG